AUGCUUGUUUGUGACCACGCAGAGUAUAAGCCAGAGCUGCCAAGCCAGCUGGACCUGCCUGAAGACUGGGACAGCCCUGACCUGGAGAAGACAGCAGUGCAGAAAUUCCUUUAUCCAGAUGAAGCAGAGCUGCCAGACGAUUUCGAAAUGCCGAUAUGGGAUCAUCUGGAGGAGCUGCGAGAGCGUGUGCUGCUGGGGGCCUUGGCAGCUGCGGUUGCUGUGCUGACCUGCUUCGCUUUCUCCAAGGAGCUUGUGGUGUUCUUAGAGGCCCCUGUUGCAAGUCAGGGUGUCCGCUUCCUGCAGCUGUCUCCUGGGGAGUUCUUCUUCACAACGCUCAAGGUGGCAGGCUACGCAGGAAUUCUGGUGGCCACACCCACGGUGCUCUAUCAGAUUGUGGCUUACGUUGUGCCGGGUUUGACAAAGUCAGAGAAGGAUUUGCUGGCUCCCAUCGUCUUUGGCUCCUCUAUCCUUUUCUACCUCGGGCUAUUCUUUUCUUAUGAAGUUUUGGCGCCGGCAGCACUGAACUUCUUUGUGACAUACGCUGACGGUGCUGUGGAAUCCCUGUGGUCUAUUGACCAGUACUUCGAGUUUGUCCUUGUCCUCAUGCUCAGCACUGGCCUGUCAUUCCAGGUGCCAGUGAUUCAAGUGCUUCUGGGCCAGGCUGGCAUCGUGACAUCAGCACAGAUGUUAAAGCAGUGGCGCUAUGUGGUCGUGGGUGCCACUGUGGCAGCAGCAGUGCUGACACCCUCGACAGACCCCUUCACACAGACCCUGCUGGCUGUCCCACUGAUUGGGCUGUACCUCGGAGGAGCUGCAUUUGUGCGAGUCAUAGAGCAGCGAAAGCUGACGCAAGGCACUGCUUGAAUAAAUAUUACAGGCUUUUAUUCAGCAGAUGACAUCUUCUGUGUUGCAAUCAUGUUUUGUUGGCUCGCCGCACUAUCAUCGAUGCGCUGCUUUGAUCACACCACUGUAAUGAAAAUCACGCGUUGUU
Messenger RNA from Coccomyxa subellipsoidea C-169, 991 nucleotides. RefSeq names its product Tat family transporter: protein export TatC. Gene Ontology annotation, molecular function: proton motive force dependent protein transmembrane transporter activity. The transcript is spliced from 5 exons. Gene Ontology annotation, cellular component: membrane; TAT protein transport complex. The record is from RefSeq and is a predicted model, not a curated record. Gene Ontology annotation, biological process: intracellular protein transmembrane transport; protein transport by the Tat complex. The coding region runs from base 1 to 864 and encodes 287 amino acids. NCBI's taxonomy places the organism in Eukaryota, Viridiplantae, Chlorophyta, Trebouxiophyceae, Coccomyxaceae.